UCUAAAAACGGUAUAGAAGAAGCCUUAACCAAAAACAACAACUCAUGGACAUCGUAUUCGAUCGAGAAAAUGUGCGCCGACAGGCAAGCCGACUCGGCGCGAUGUCGCCCGAUCGUCGCUCGACUGUGGCGCCCCGUCUCCCCGCAGUUGCCCCGCGAGUCCCGCCACAAUCGCACGUCCGUUCCCACAAAAAUUCAAAAUGUUUGGAAUAGACACCGAAGCACUCAUUCUCGCAGUGAAAAAACGUCCAUCAUUGUACAACAAAAACGACCCUUAUUACUACAACAAUAAGAAACAUAAAUCUAGAUUGUGGUUUGAGGUGUGCAAAGAAGUGUUUUCUGCCUGGGACAACUUCAAGCCGCAAACCAAGGUUGAACAAGGUCACGAACUGCAAAAACGCUGGAAGAGUCUUCGCACAUGCUUCACUAGGGAACUCAGUCUUCAAAAGAGAGAGCAAUCCGAACCAUCGAAGAAAAGAAAAAGAAAGAGAUAUGAAUAUUUCAACACAAUGUCCUUUCUAUUAGAAACAGGAGAUGAUGAAGAAGGAACAAGCAACACAGCUAAGGACUGUGAAAGUGAUGAUUCCUCAUCAGAUCCUUUAGAAAGUAUUAAGAAUGAACCUUCAGUUUAUGAGGCAUCACUACAGACAGAUAACUCCGCCCAUUUCGAGUUAGAAACCGAAAUCCCAGCGCAGGCUGGGACAACAACCGCUUCAUAUUUAAGACCUGUGUACGACAGAAGUGACAAUUUGGAAGAUAAAAUUCUAGAUAUGUUGAAAGAAAUAAAGAAGGAUGAAGAAGAUGAGGACAGACAAUUCAUGCUUUCAUUAGUUCCAAGCUUUCGGAAGUUGAAAGCGAAACAGAAGUUUGAAGCGAGGAUUGAAAUCUUAAGAGUGUUGAAGGAUAUCACGUUUCAAGAUGAUGAUGAACAGAAGAAUUCGCAGAAUUGAGGAAGAUACGUUUAAACUCUGACUUAAACUGCGUUUAUUAUCAAGUUAAUAAGAU
This is a messenger RNA of Spodoptera littoralis (African cotton leafworm), 1004 nucleotides long. The record is from the annotation of a GenBank genome assembly. NCBI's taxonomy places the organism in Eukaryota, Metazoa, Arthropoda, Insecta, Lepidoptera, Noctuidae.